Messenger RNA from Klebsormidium nitens, 1900 nucleotides. Lineage: Eukaryota; Viridiplantae; Streptophyta; Klebsormidiophyceae; Klebsormidiales; Klebsormidiaceae. The record is from the annotation of a GenBank genome assembly.
CUUGACGUCAGCAGGGCCAAGCAGGCCUGCAAAAGCACCCUGGCCCCGGCCCCUUUCCCAUCAUAAGAAAGGACGCUUCAGCCUUCACCGUUUGGCAUUGGCAUUGUAGUCCUAUGUUUACAAAUGUCCGGGCAGCACAAAGUGCAUCAAAGUGAAUCAGUGCCAGUCGUAUUGUCCCUAGCUGUCAACCGUUCUGGAGCAGCAACCUUUGCUCCGUGCGGCGCAUUUCUACGUGCUGGUAAUAUUUGUAUGAAGGUCUUUCUCGUUAAGCAGGGCACUUCACCACACAGUCAGCCGUGCUAAUUGGAACUAAAUAGUUGACCAGUGAGAGUACCGGGUGUCAUUUGAAGUGGUAGCUCUGUGUAGAAGAACACCAUCACAGCGCACUUUGAGGGAGCAAAGAAUGGGGGUGAAGGGUUUAACAAAGCUCCUGGCGGACAAUGCCCCACGAUGCAUGCGAGAGCAGAAGUUCGAAAACUACUUUGGUAGGAGGAUUGCUAUUGAUGCAAGUAUGAGCAUAUACUCCUUCCUGAUUGUGAUUGGCCGGACCGGGCAGGAGACCCUCACGAACGAAGCAGGGGAGAGCACAAGUCAUCUUCAAGGCAUGUUUACGAGGACCAUCCGAUUGGUGGAGGCUGGCAUGAAGCCCUUGUAUGUUUUUGAUGGGAAGCCACCAGAGUUGAAGACUGCGGAGCUUAAGAAAAGGCUGGAAAAGCGCACGGACGCCACCGCCGCGCUGGCCACUGCGCAGGAGACGGGAGAGGCCGCCGACAUCGAGAAGUACAGCAAGCGCACGGUGCGCGUGAGCCGCCAGCAGAACGAGGACUGCCGCAAGCUGCUCCGCCUGAUGGGCGUGCCUGUAGUGGAGGCACCCGCCGAGGCGGAGGCAGAGUGCGCCAACCUCUGCAAGCUGGGCAAGGUGUACGGGGCUUCCACGGAGGACAUGGAUGCUCUCACGUUCGGCACCCCGCGCCUGAUCCGCCACCUCAUGGAGCCCGCCGCGCGCAAGAUCCCUGCCAUGGAGUUCGAGCUAGAUAAGAUUCUGGAGGAGCUGGCCUUGACAAUGGACCAAUUCAUCGACCUCUGCAUUCUCAGCGGCUGCGACUACUGCGACCCCAUCAAAGGCAUCGGGGGUAUCACCGCGCUCAAGCUCGUUCGGCAACACGGCAGCAUCGAGAAGAUCCUGGAAGCCAUCGACACCGCCAAGUACCAGAUUGCCUCCGAUUGGCCGUACAAGGAGGCGCGCAAGAUGUUCCAGGCGCCCGAGGUGACCCCCGCGGACCAGAUCCCCGAGUUCAAGUGGGUUGCGCCGGACGAAGAGGGCAUCAAGAAGUUUUUGGUGGACGAGAACGGGUUCAACCACGAGCGGGUCACCAAGGGUAUUGAGAAGCUGAAGGCGUCGCGCGCAAAGGGGGCGCAGGGCCGCCUCGACACGUUCUUCAAGAUCACCCCCGGAGCCGGCGGAGCAGCGCCUAAACGGAAGGCCGAAGAUGAUAAAGGGACGAAAGGAGCACCUGCAAAGAAAGGCAAGGGGGCGAGCACGAAAGCCGCUGCGCCAAAGGGGAAGAAGAAGUAGGUGUAUUCGUAGACGACUGGAGUAGCCCCACGUGCAGUCGAAAGGAGUUACAAGUGCCCCGCGAAGACGGUGGUCGAUUGCAAGCAGCUUGUGUGCAUUGGGAAUGAAAGGCUGCUUAGCGGAGCAGAGCCACAUUGAACGUUCUUCCAAACGUUGUGAAUAGGUACAUGUAAGAAGCUUCGCUGACUUUGAACUGAGUUGAUGAGCUGAAGUGCUUACUGGAGGAGUUGUCCCGAACGGACUUGUUUAUUUCUUUCACACAGGAUUACUGCACUGAUUCGCAUGGCGCUCAGUACUUCCAUAUGAGGCGUAAGUAUACGGCUG